AUGUUAUUAUCCCGACUUGAUCCUGAUACUGCUAGAGCUUUUGAGAAUGAAUACGGUUCAACAGAAAUUCCGGAAUAUAAAACUUUGUUUGAAUUUCUUGAAAGGUACUGCAAUGGUUUGAACAAUAUUUCUGGAAGCAAUACUCAAAAACCCAUUUCUAGAUCCACUAAACCAUUAGCAAAUAAAUCUUCAAAUAAUUUUCUUGCACGCCGAGAUUCUAAAGCCGCACAGUGUUCAUUAUGUAAUGAAAAUCAUAAUCUCUACAAUUGUGAACAAUAUUUGAAUAAAACGCCCUGCGACCGGUUUUCAUACGCCAAGAGUAAAUUUCUUUGUUUUGCUUGUUUGAGUGAAAUGCAUAUGUUGAAUAAAUGUAAAUCAAAGUCAUCAUGCCGAAAAUGUGGAAGCAGAAAACAUCAUACAACUUUGCAUUUUGAAAAUGAACAUUUUGAAAAAUCUGUUCCUAUAAAUUCGAAUCGAUACCGGAAUGAAACGGCGACGCCCGGUGCUGACAUUGCCGCAUCUUCUUCGAUUGCGUUCGAUAAUAAUAAUUCGUUCGCUGCGCAACAACGAUCCGGUACUGUUAUGCUGGGUACUGCAUUGAUUGAAGUGCGAGCUCGUGAUGGUACGCACAAGAAAUUUCGUGCGUUACUGGAUUCUGGUUCAGAAAUUUCGAUUAUAUCGCAAAAAAGUUUUAACGUUUUGAAUCUUCCGAAAAUUAAUUCAGACGUAGUCAUUAACGGCAUCGGCAAUACUCAAGUUGCGAACAAUGGGAUUGCUCAACUUUUUUUGAAUCCCAUUGGGAAUUCUGAUAUUUGUUUAACUGUUGACGCCCUUAUUUUGCCCAAAAUAUGUGACAAAAUACCCGCUUAUCCUUUAGAUUCCAAAUCUUGGAAAUAUUUACUCGGUUUACCUCUCGCUGAUCCGCAUUAUUAUAUUCCUAAUGAAAUCGAUGUUUUGUUAGGAUCAGAUAUAUUCGCAAAUAUUUUAUCAAAUGACCUCAUUUAUGGAAAAGAUGGAGGUCCAAACGCGCUUCGCACCAUUUUUGGGUAUGUUUUACUUGGAAAAAUUGAGAAAAGCCCAGUAGAAAUAAAAUGCAAUUCUUUUAUUAGUACACUUUCAGAAAAUAAUUUGGACGAUACAAUGAGAAUGUUUUUCGAAAUUGAAACUGUACCUGGAAUCAAUUUAGAUAUGCAUAACACUUGCGAGGAUAUUUUCAAAAAUAACGUUUCUCGCUCACCUUCUAGAAGAUAUACUGUUCCUCUUCCAUUUAAAGAACUGAAUCCAGCUUUUCCACAAAGUCGUACGAUAGCAAUUCAACGUUUUCUCGCUUUAGAAAGGCGUCUUCUACGCCAACCUAAUUUACAUGAACAAUAUUGUUCUGUAAUAAAAGAAUAUCUCCAAUUGUCACAAAUGGAAAUUGUUGAUCCACCACAAGAAAAUACAAACUUUUUCUAUUUACCCCAUCACGCCGUUCUACGACCAGAUCAUGCCACUACGAAGUUGCGUAUUGUUUUUAACGCUUCCGCAAAAAUGCCCAAUAAUAAAUCACUUAACGAUUGUUUAUUUAUUGGUAAUAAGUUACAGAAUGACAUAAGCACAAUAUUAUUGAAAUUCCGGUUACACUCAGUAUGUUUCACUGCAGAUAUAAAGCAGAUGUAUCGCCAAAUUUUGGUAGAUCCUUCAUACACAGAUUAUCAGCGUUUAAUUUUCCGCUUUUACCCUAAUGAAAAAUUAUUAGAUUUACGUAUAAAAACAUUAUGUUUUGGCUUCAAUUGUGCCCCAUAUCUGGCGAUGCGAACCAUUCACCAAUUAGUAGAAGAUGAAGGUAGAAAUAUGCCUUCAGCCUCGGUUGCGUUAAUUGAGGAGACUUACAUAGACGACGUUUGUAGCGGUGGUGAUUCUCUAGAAAACGCUUUAAAACUCAAAGACAAUAUAAAUGAUAUUUUGAAUAAGGGUGGAUUUCACCUUCGCAAGUGGUCUAGUAACAGUGCUGAAUUUUUGUCUAGCAUACCUGCAGAUCAGAUAUCUUCAGGCACGCAUUCACUUGAUUUGCAAGAUAAUUGUUCAAUCAAGAUAUUGGGACUCAUUUGGGAACCAAAGAAUGACUCCUUUCAAUUCAACGUUGAAACAAUUGAUCGCAGUUGUACCAAACGCAAUAUUCUGUCCGAGCUGGAUAGAAUAUUUGACCCUCUAGGGCACCUAUUACUUUUUUGUGCAAAUACCUGA
Molecule: messenger RNA, 2226 nt
Organism: Harmonia axyridis
Lineage: Eukaryota; Metazoa; Arthropoda; Insecta; Coleoptera; Coccinellidae
Exons: 1
Coding region: 1-2226 (741 amino acids)
Biological process (GO): proteolysis
Molecular function (GO): aspartic-type endopeptidase activity
Source: RefSeq, a predicted model, not a curated record